This is a messenger RNA of Chaetomium fimeti, 1136 nucleotides long. Its product is annotated as glycoside hydrolase. The coding region runs from base 257 to 973 and encodes 238 amino acids. The transcript has 2 exons. The record is from RefSeq and is a predicted model, not a curated record. Lineage: Eukaryota; Fungi; Ascomycota; Sordariomycetes; Sordariales; Chaetomiaceae.
ACCCCAGAGCGGGAUGCAAGGAGAUGCCGAGAUACCCAGGAGUUCAUGGUCCAACGCCUUCCUUUCCCAGGGCGCGGGAUGCUAGCUUCAAGCAGGGGCCAGCCGACUAUAAAGUCACCGUCGAUCCGCUCCUCUGUCCUGGUUCCGUCCCUGCUCAUCCCAUCUCAGCCUUGUUCUCACCGUCUCUACCCAGAAGGGCCUCGACUAUCACUUAAACCUUGCCCCCUCCACCCCCUGAGGAUCAGCACUAUCCAACAUGCGUUUCAACGCCAUCGCCGCGGUUGCGCUCGCGCCGCUCGUUGCCGGCCACGGCGCCGUCACCAGCUACACCAUCGGUGGCACCACCUACCCCGGCUAUGAAGGCUUUUCCCCGACUGGCGCCGACACGAUCCAGUUCCAAUGGCCCGACUACAACCCAACCAUGGAGGUCAGCGACCCCAAGAUGCGGUGCAACGGCGGCACCAGCGCCACCCUGAGCGCCCCCGUCACCGCCGGCGAGAACAUCACGGCCGUCUGGAAGCAGUGGACACACGCGCAGGGCCCCGUCAUGGUCUGGAUGUACAAGUGCGACGGCGACUUCGGCGCCUCGUGCGAGGGUGACGGACAGGGCUGGUUCAAGAUCGACCAGAUGGGCCUGUUCGGCACCGACCCCGGCUCCGAGGACUGGGGCACCGGCAUCGUGCUCAAGACCCUCGAGUGGAGCAGCAAGGUGCCCACCAACCUCGCCCCGGGCAACUACCUCAUCCGCCACGAGCUCCUGGCCCUGCACCAGGCCAACACCCCCCAGUUCUACGCCGAGUGCGCCCAGGUCGUCGUGUCCGGCAGCGGCACCGCCUCGCCCCCGUCCGACAAGCUCUUCAGCAUCCCGACCUACGCUCCUCAGGACGACCCCGGCAUCAUGGUCGACAUCUACCAGGGUGGCCUCACCAGCUACAGCCCCCCGGGCGGUGACGUCUGGGAAGGCUUCGAGUAAAUCGACGUGUUACGGCACAGGGACCGCGAAGGGAAGCCAAACUCGUGGCUGUGGGGAGGACUGCUUGAUUUGGUUCAUCGCCACUGCAUGGUCGGCGCUGGGUUUAGCGAGGGACAGCGCUUUGGGUUAUACCUUAUCACAUGAAUGAAUGAUUUUCACCACA